CCCUUGCGAUUAUGUCAACGUAGGAGGCUGGGUGGGUUUGUCAGUGUUUCUCUAAAUUCUGAUAACGUACAGGUCCUCCUGUCGGGUAUGUUAGCACACGUGUCACCAGCUUUGGUAGAAGCGUGGCGAAAUGGAUGUUAUGUAUAAAUAGCAGCUUGACCGUCCAAUUUCGACUUAGCCUGAAUAUAUAAGAACUGACUUCAUUGCUCUUAUAUUACCCUUACGUAGUUUGCGCUCUGGAUUCAGUCGCACUUGCUCAUCAUGGAUCCACAGCAUGAUUCAACCACAUCCAGCGAGAUAAGCAGUCAAAAUGACAAAGAGGUAGAAGAAGGUGGCUCAAACGUGAACACUGAAAUUGAUCCGGAAGCGGAGAAAAAGCUAUUACGAAAAUUGGACUACACAGUGCUACCUAUUCUCUGUUGGCUCUACGUACUUACCUUCCUCGAUCGCAUCAAUCUUGGCAAUGCACGUAUCGCAGGGCUGGAGGCUAGUCUGGGCAUGUCUGGGAAUGACUAUAAUGUCGCUACAUGCGUAUUCUUCGUCACAUAUUGCAUCUUCGAGCUUCCAAGCAACAUCGUUAUGAAGUAUGUUGCACCUUCAACUUGGAUGGCUCUACUGGCCUUCCUCUGGGGGACGGUGACGGUCUUGACAGGUAUAGUCCAGAACUACUCUGGCCUCAUCGCAUGCAGAAUCUUUCUCGGCCUAUUUGAUGCAGGUUUUAUGCCUGGCGCGGCGUAUCUGAUGUCGAUGUACUACAAACGGCACGAACUCUCGAUCCGUUUCAACACGUUCUUUGCCGCGAGCGUGUUUGCGGGUGCCUUCGGAGGGCUUCUUGCGUAUGGCCUCACGCAAUUAGAUGGUCGUGCAGGUCUCGAAGGAUGGCGCUGGAUCUUCAUUGUAGAAGGACUUAUAACGGUGGUUACCGCUUUCGUUGCCAAAUAUUUCGUCGCCGACUGGCCGCAACAGAACCGUUUUCUCUCCGCCGAGGAAAAAGCUUUGCUCGCUGCGCGACUAGCUCAGGAUAACAAGGGCGCUGGAAUGGAGCGUCUUGAUAAAAAGGCUGUCAAGCGCAUAUUCACAGAUUGGAAGAUUCCAGUCGCCAUUUGCAUGUACAUUCCGUUCUCAAGCAACAACUACUCUCUCGCCAUCUUCAUACCUACCAUACUAAACAGCAUGGGAUACCACCAGACGAGAGCACAAGUCCUCUCAAUUCCAAUCUAUGUCGCAGCAUGUACAGUGUGCAUUAUUGUUGCGUUCUGCUCUGACAAAACUCGACAUCGCUACGCAUAUAUCAUGGGAGGGCUCAUGUUCUCUGUGAUCGGGUUUGCCAUUCUAUUAGCUCAGAGCACGUCGCUGGGGGUGCAGUAUAUGGCUAUCGUCUUCGCUGCCUGCGGUGGCUACACAGCUCACCCGCUAGUUGUGACGUGGCUGACGAACAAUAUGGGAGGGCGCUACAAGAGAUCGUUUGGCACAGGGCUUCUGCUUGGGUUUGGAAAUGCUGGUGGUAUCAUUGCAAGCAACAUCUUUAUUGAGAGUGAGAGGCCUCGGUAUCUUGUAGGGUAUGGUGUGUGUCUGGCUGUUGCAAUAUUUUCCGCUGUGAUGAGUUCUGUAUUCAUUGUAGGUCUGAGGAGGGAAAAUAGGAAAAGGGAUGCCGGAGGGAGAGACUACAGGUUUGAGUUUGUGAAAGAGGAGCUGGAGAAUCUUGGUGACUCGCAUCCGGAGUUCAGGUUUGUCUACUGAGUGACUUGGCCUGUUAUGGUUUUUUGAAAAUUAAAUCCGUUACCAAAUCCAAGAAUUGAUAUUGGACCGUGCCUAUUCUUCAAGAGUCCGAGAA
Pseudovirgaria hyperparasitica is the source of this 1834-nucleotide messenger RNA. Its product is annotated as MFS transporter. Gene Ontology annotation, cellular component: membrane. Gene Ontology annotation, biological process: transmembrane transport. NCBI's taxonomy places the organism in Eukaryota, Fungi, Ascomycota, Dothideomycetes, Acrospermales, Acrospermaceae. Gene Ontology annotation, molecular function: transmembrane transporter activity. Bases 262 to 1740 code for a protein of 492 amino acids. The transcript is spliced from 7 exons. The record is from RefSeq and is a predicted model, not a curated record.